AUGGCGCUCCAGUGUGAGGCAACUGCUCCAGGCGAACAGCGGAUCCAGUUCCCAGUGGGCACCAUUGUGCGAUGGAUAUGCUCGCAGGUGCUUGUGCGUUUUUAUUAUCCGGCAGCUAUUGUGGGUGAUGGCGGGCUGCCUACGAAGGAGCGUGCACACUGGAUAGCGAGUCCGCAGGCGCUCUACGUGCGCGGCUAUUCUCGCUUCCUUGGUAUCGACUUCCGACCCGUUUGGUGGACACUGCGCUGUCUCUUCGGGUCGAUUCGCAUGGAGGCGUAUCCGGAUCUUUCACCAGCGACAGAGCGCCGCUGGCCGGUGGUCAUUCUAUCGCACGGACUGGGCGGAACCGCUACUGCUUAUGCAAAGCUGUGCUGCGCGCUGAGCGCUCACGGGAUGGUAGUGCUAGCCGUUGAACACCAGGAUGGAACCGCAUCUGCUACGCUUACUCGAUCAGGCACCGCUCUUUUUUACAGAAAACCAAAUCUUCGAGAUCCUGUUGGGAAGAGAAAACGAGCACGAAAGGAACAAUUGGAGAAGCGUUGUCGAGAGAUCCAAACCUUACUGGAAUGGCUCCAGGGCACGGAACCCGCCACUGCCGAGGAAGACCGGCUACAGCUGGAGCUGCUGAAGGUGUGUGAUGCUAAGCGAAUAACGCUUUGUGGACACUCUUUUGGAGGUGCCACGAUAGCCCAGUGGUUGUUAUCGCCUCGAGCUGACCAGUUUUCACUGCACCGUUGCUUGUUACUGGAUCCGUGGUUCUGGCCUCUGCUAAACGAAACCGAGAUCGAGAAUGGAAACGAAGGGCGGCGUGAGCCCACGCAAGAAGCAUCAAGUCUUCCUCUACCGACGGGCGCGAUCGCUCCCAGCUUGUUGCUCGUCAAUGAGCUCUUCUCCCGCAGUCUGUCCCCGACGGAGCGUCGGGCACUGCAGCUAUGGCCAGCCACACAUCGUUUGAUGUUGCGUGGAGCUGCACACCAGGUGCAGUCAGAUUUUGAGCAUCGUUUGCCCCGGAUUGUGACUCGAUUUGCUCGUUUAGCCUCGCGCCAAGACCCAAGUCGGCUAUUCCAGACACAGCUGGAUUUGAUAAUUGCUUUCUUAGACGGAGAUGAAGCGCGUUGGGUUGCAACGUUGGAACGUGAGGCUGACCUCGUUGUUCCCCUAGAGCCCUAG
Cyanidioschyzon merolae strain 10D is the source of this 1170-nucleotide messenger RNA. Its product is annotated as probable platelet activating factor acetylhydrolase. The transcript has a single exon. The record is from RefSeq and is a predicted model, not a curated record. NCBI's taxonomy places the organism in Eukaryota, Rhodophyta, Bangiophyceae, Cyanidiales, Cyanidiaceae. Bases 1 to 1170 code for a protein of 389 amino acids. Gene Ontology annotation, molecular function: 1-alkyl-2-acetylglycerophosphocholine esterase activity.